Messenger RNA from Ostreococcus lucimarinus CCE9901, 1440 nucleotides. RefSeq lists its product with no specific name. Gene Ontology annotation, molecular function: helicase activity. Lineage: Eukaryota; Viridiplantae; Chlorophyta; Mamiellophyceae; Mamiellales; Bathycoccaceae. The transcript has a single exon. The coding region runs from base 1 to 1440 and encodes 479 amino acids. The record is from RefSeq and is a predicted model, not a curated record.
AUGUGGCUCAGAUGCCGAACGUCGCCGAUUUUGUGCACGUCUGACUCGAACAUCGCGGUUGAUAACUUGGUCGACGGCUUAGCGAGAGCUGGCGUGCGUGUCGCUAGAAUUGGCCGCCCCGAAGCGGUUCGUCAAGAUCUCAUGCCUUACAUGAUCGAAAGUAUUGCUGGCAUCGAUCAAGACUGUCGAUGGUCCAAGCAGCAGCAGCGCUCCGCCAUCACCAACGCGUUGCGUCAGGCGGAGGUGAUUUGUGCUACUUGCGCCGGUGCUGGGAGCGAUAUCUUGGAAAAAUACUCAUUCCAAGCCUGUUUGAUCGAUGAAGCCACGCAAGCUACAGAGCCAGCGACUGUGAUUCCGCUUACGAAAGGAUGCAAGCAGGUGGUGUUGAUUGGUGAUCAGAACCAGCUACCGCCGACGAUCAUCAGUCGUGAAGCGGAGGCGGCUGGUCUAGGCGAAAGUUUAUUCGAGCGUUUCAUUCGUGCGGGCAUUCGUACGUACAUGCUGAAGGUACAGUACCGUAUGCACCCCGCUAUCGCGUUGUUCCCGUCGAAGACUUUUUACAAAGGCGAGCUUCUGUCUGGUACGCCGCCGAGUCAGCGGCGAGCGCCCGUCGGUUUCGACUGGCCGGUUCCCGCCGUACCUAUGGCUUUUGUCAACGUUGAAGAGGGAGCCGAACGCUCGGAUGGGUCUUCGCAAACCAACCCUGCCGAAAUCCAGCGCGUCGUGAACAUUGUCAAGAAGCUCGCUGGCCAACACGAAGUGUUGCCGGGUGACAUUGGCGUCGUGACUCCUUACAGCGCGCAGGCGCGAGCCAUCAAGAAGAUUCUUCGCGGUAACGCACCGGAGCGCACACGCUUCGAUGCACCCGCCGAUCCAACAUCAAUGAAAGCGGUUGAAGUUGCCACUGUCGAUGGCUUCCAGGGUCGUGAAAAGGAAGUCAUUGUGUUCUCGUGUACUCGAGCGAACAUGAACGGUAACGUCGGUUUCUUGGCGGAUACUCGUCGCGUCAACGUCAUGCUCACGCGAGCGAAGCGGGGUCUGAUCAUCGUCGGGCACAUGAAAACCUUACAACAAGACGAAAUCGUCUGGAAGGGAUGGUUGAAGUGGGCGCGAGAGAGCGGUCUCAUCUGCGGCUUGUCCGCCACCGAUUCCGACGCCGCAAACAGACUUGCGUCCAUCGGCAUGAGCGCGGCGAACGAGAUUGGUGGCACUGGCAUCGGGCAAACGUACAUCCAGAACGCUUUGGGCAAGCCCGUGUCUUGGGCGACAGGGCAGCUGAAGGAGUCCACCUCACAACCGAAGCUUGCAGAGCGCGACGUAAUUCCGGAUGCUUGGGACGAUAGCGACGACGAAGAAAACAUCAGCACCCAAGGCGUAAAUACGAUAACUAGCGUUUCAUCGAUGACGGGGAUGGCCGAUGAAGCCUGGGAUUCCGACUAG